AUGAGGGGCAGGUCGGCGUUGGUUUCCCGAGAUGACGCUCCUGUUCUGACGCCGCCUGGGGCUGCUUCUGGCCCGUCUGCUGCUCCUUCCUCUGCCCCUGGAGCCCGUGCACCCGCGCCCCGGGCUGGGAGGCUCUCGGGCUUCAAGCUUAGCAAGAGGAGGGUGGACUACACCGCGGUGGACCAGCCGACUCCUGCGGUGAAGAAGAGGAAGGAGGAGGCGGUGGCGCUGCUCGGGACCAGCCUGCCUGCUCCGGCUGCGUCUCCCUCCAUGGAGAAGGGCGGCGUUGGUGCUCAUGUCUCUCCAGCUCGGUCAUCCUCGCGAGACCUGGGGGAUAAUCCUCGGGAGGAGUUAGGCCCUGUGGCCCCGCUGGCUCCGGAGGCACCGGUGUCUGGCUCGGCUGCUGAGGUCUCCAAGGCUCAGGAGCCCCCAGUCUCCCAGGCUAUGUCGACGAUACCUUCUCCUCCUCCUCCCGCUGCACCGCUGAUUCCAGGUCCUUCCACCUCCCCUGAUGUCUUGGAGUGCGCUCUUUCUCAGAUGACCCGGCUGCGAGAAGAUCUUCAGGGCGCCGACCCCCGCCUGGUGGCUGGGCGCCUGGAGCUAGUCUCUGGCUGGCUCCAUUCUGACGUUUCCGUUCGGGCGGCAUUGAGCCAGGCCACGGCAACCUCCGAGAAGGAGAAGCAGGUCGCCGCCCAAGCAGCGGCUGCUCAAGAAGCCCGUAGCCGCAAGGCAGAGGAGGAGAAUAUUAAGGCUCGAGAAGAUGCCAUCAAGGGUCGCGACGCCGAGCUGGAGCAGUCGGCGAAGGCGCAGGCCACUGAGCACGGUCGGCUGGAGGAGCUAGCGCAGAAGGUGAAGGCGGAGGAAGCCGAACUUGACGCCAAGGCGAGGGUUCUGGCCGAGGAGCGCGCGGCCUUCACGCUCCUCGAGGAGAGGUCUUGCGUGGCACUGAAGACACUCUCCGUGAAGGGUAAGGUGGAGGCCCUGCUGAAGAAGUUCCGCGCCUUCGCUCCCGCGCCUUCGACCGACGGUGCUACUAGCCCUGCAGCCCCGGCCGAUGGUAUAGGCGAAGGCGACGCCACCAAGGAAGGAGCGCCUCUUGCGGGUGCCGGCGGUGUCCAGGGAUGA
Molecule: messenger RNA, 1125 nt
Organism: Aegilops tauschii subsp. strangulata
Lineage: Eukaryota; Viridiplantae; Streptophyta; Magnoliopsida; Poales; Poaceae
Source: RefSeq, a predicted model, not a curated record